Puccinia triticina is the source of this 3585-nucleotide messenger RNA. RefSeq lists its product as uncharacterized. Lineage: Eukaryota; Fungi; Basidiomycota; Pucciniomycetes; Pucciniales; Pucciniaceae. Gene Ontology annotation, biological process: biosynthetic process. The record is from RefSeq and is a predicted model, not a curated record. Bases 1 to 3585 code for a protein of 1194 amino acids. Gene Ontology annotation, molecular function: pyridoxal phosphate binding; catalytic activity. The transcript is spliced from 13 exons.
AUGGACAGGACACUGCUGCCCUUCCAGUCCCGGCCCCCUCUCCCCUCCGGCUCGCCCUCCGCCGCCAGCCGGUUCGCCCGCCACCCGCAAUCGCCGCUCUUCCGUCUCGCCAUCGCCCGCCGCCCGCCCCUCCUCGCACCCGGAUCGACCUCCUGCAGCACUGGCCUCCAUCCCCGGCCACCCACCCCCUUCCAUGCUCGGCGUUCCGACCAUCUGGCCCAGCAGCCGUCUGCCUCCCACACCCGCUCCUUCUCCUACGGUAAGCAGCCACUGCCGGCCCAUUCCCAAACUGACCCUCGCCUGCUCAAGUGUUUGUUGUCAACAGACGACCAGUCCCUGGCUAAGGACCGCACCAUGGGAUCGUCAGCUUACACCGACCUUGACGAAGAUAUCAUCGGUCGGUCGGUGUCCAGUCAUCGCUUGGAUCCGGCUUGUUCGGAAUCGAGCAGAGUGGGUGUCCCCGAUCAUCCAGCCCAGCCCCUCAGCCUCCCCCCAGCCCACCAGCGCUCUCUCAGUGUUCCGGCCACUCCGGUCGACCGGAGCCCCGCCCGGGUGCGCUUCGAGCGAGCGAUGGCCGGAGGAAGCGACCGGCUGGCUGACCGGAGGCCGCCGGAACGGCCGAGCAGCCCCGGCGCCACCCCGACCAACACCACCGGCUCGCCGGCUUCGACCGAGCUGCCCGCCGGCCCAUCGGCAGGCGACCUCUACCAUCCACUCCCACCCGAUGCUAUCGAUAGCCAACACUCAGCCCGGCCAUCCAGUCCUCACCCGCAGCCACCUCCGCCGCCGUCGGGCCCGAGUACCACCACCCUCGGCGACAAUCAGCAGCCGGAUGUGAAGUCUACCCAUCAGCAGCUUCCCCCAUCUACCACGCCCACCGACCUUCCGCCGCAAGUGUUCCCUGGAAAACUCAAUCCCCUGCUGCCGCCCCCAGCCCCCGCACCCAGAUCAGCCCGCCAGAUCAGCUUUCCACGCCCGUUCAGGCGCAGCUUGUCCCUCGAGCCCUCCGCCGUCCAGCUCCCCCCAUCCCCACCACCCGAGUUUGACUUCAGUUCAUUCGACAACCCGCCCGCCCACUCUGCUUCUUCCUCGCUGCUGUACAGCCUCUUGGACGAUUCACCUUGCAUGUCUAAUCAUCACUCGACCAAUCACGACCUAUCCGGCCGCCCACUGAUAGAUCUGACUGAUGGGCCAGAAGAGCCGACCGGCACCGGGAAAAGCCAACGCGCUCCUCAUGACCGCCAACGCCCCACUCGAACACCAUUCAGCCAUUUCACUCCACUAAGCUCCCCAGUGAUCUCUGAAAGACCAUUCCUCUCCUCUGUCCUCUCCUCCCCUCCAACCGAAUACAUUCCUAGCCGGUAUCGGAACAGGCCUGAGGAGCUAAGCCAGCAUUCCCCGCGACAGAAUCAGAACGAAAUAGGUUCCGAGUUAUCCGAGAUACUCCGAAGCUUAGAUGAGAGUAUCUCCAAUCGUGAACCCACACAGAAAACAGCACCAGUCGGGGAGCAUUCUCCCUCCCGCAGGUCGACUCCUCAUCAACCAUCUUCGGACCACACUGCUUCAGGGCCAACUGAGAGACAAACUGCUCAUCGCUCAGCUAGUCAUACUCCCCGCAACCAAUCCUCUUCUCGAGGGCAUUCGAAGCCGGCCUCAUUCCCCCCCUCCCCCGCGCCAGUGGACCGUGCCCCUACUGCAACAGUGGCUUCCUCCAAGCGUUCCCAUAGUCGGGCGCCCUCAGUACAUUGGUCGGUCCACCACUCCCCGGCCGCUAGAUCUGGAACCGAGCCAUUAACAGAGGAAGCCCUUCGACUUCAUCAGUCGAGUGAGCAAAUCCUUUCGGGGAAGAGUCUCCCCCGCUCACAAGCGGGGUCGGGAAGACCAGGAGGAGAUGUUGCAGCCUCGCCGCGACCGACGGACGUCGAGAGUCGAGUGACCCGAUGGGAGGCGGGCGAGCCGAAGGAUGAGGAGCUAGCCAGUCUGGUCGAGUCCAUCAAUCAACGGAACGAGGCGCGGAGCCAGGAGCUCACCGGCCUGCUGCGUGCCGUCUCGCGCGGAAUCCAGGAGCACGAUCGGCUGGCCGAGGCAGAGACGGCGAUGGUCCGGGAGCUGAGCCGGUCCCGGCAAAGCCAGCUCGGCCGGGGCUCGCCGAGAGAUUUGGGUGAGUUGGCCGGCGAGGAGUGUGGGGGAUCACAGUUCAGUGCGCCUUUCGGCUCUCCCGUUAGGACCUUGCACCAGCCGACCAGCAUCCGGGACGGCACCUUCUCGCCGGCACUCGAGCCGCUGAGUCAUCUCCAUUCACACCGACCUUCCCUAGCGGGUGACAUGACGACCAACAUACGCGAGGCUUCGGUCGCUGCUAGUCUACAUGCCCAGUCGCUCAUGGACAACAUCCGAGCCUCGAGGGCUUCAAGUAUACGUGCUAGUGUCAGAGCCGCCGAGAUGGCUUCGAAUGGGCCAGCCGGGCAGGAUGACGCUCCGAAGCCUGGCUCAGUCGCGGGCACGGCUAAGGCGGCAUCGGUGGCGGGAACGGCCAAGGCGGCAUCUGUGGCGGGCACGGCUAAGGCAGCAUCGGUGGCGGGAACGGCCAAGGCAGCAUCGGUGGCGGGAACGGCCAAGGCGCCUUCUGCCGCAGGAACAGUCAGGGCGCCGUCUGAAGCAGGAACGGUCAGGGCGGCAUCAGUGGCGGGCAGCACAAAGGCACGCUCGACUCGAACGGCCGCCAGUCUGCACGAACCCUCGGCCGCCCCACAACCCUCCGCACCGGCAAGCCGUGCCCAAUCCAUCGCACCCAGUCAACCGGGCACUAUGGCUGCCCCCAGCAACCACACGCAAUCCCGCGCUCCAAGUGUACGCGACCCCUCCCGCGCAGCAAGUUUACGCGAGCCAUCAGUAGCCGGCAACUCUCAGAAUCCUGGGGCUGCCGGAAGCGCCAAGGCACCAUCGGUCGCGGGAACUGCUAAGGUCGGAUCGGUCGCGGGAAGCGUCAAAGCGCCAUCAGCUUGUGGGACUCCCAAAGCCGGAUCGAUUGCAGCAGCAUCUGUCGAAACGGGCUCGGUGGCGGGAACGGCCAAGGCACCAUCCGUGGCGGGAAGCAGAGCCGGAUCGGCAGCAGGAACCGUCAAAGCGCCGUCCGUGGCGGGAAGCGUGCGUCCUGGGACGGUGGCUCCGAGUGUGCGGGCUCCAACGGAAGUGGUCGAGGAGCAAGAAGCGCCGCCGGCCAGCGAGCGUGCGGAAUCGGUUGCCCCUCCAACUGCGGCCGACGAGGAAGCAGCCGGUGGGGACGGCGGAGAAGGGGGAGGGGACGGAGGGGAGGGAGAGGCUGCUCCGGCUGACGAUGCGCCCGGCGAGGAACAGCCGGCUGGCGAUGACCCUCCCGCACCUGCCGACGACACCCUCGUCAAAUCGGGACCACCCACUCUCGUUGGCACUCUUGCUGGAGAAAUCAUCGGUGGAGACCAGCCAGUCCAGGAAGAAGAUGGACACAGCGAAUGGAUCCGCUUCGGCCGCGCCGGAUUCAAGUUCCACAUCCUCGACCCCAGCCCUCCUCCUGAACUCGACGACGCUGCCGCCAAACUGCCCUAA